AAUUUUUUUAGUAUAAAUACGACGUCGAAAAUUUGACAGAGCAUAGAAGUCAUUUCGUGCUCAAGUGAUUGAAAACAAAAAAAAUCAACCAAAAUGAAAUUCGCUAUUGUUAUGUUCGCCCUCAUCGCCGUUGGCUCGGCCGCUCUUCUCCCAGUACCACCAGCACCAGCAGCACAAUCAGCUGAUGCUACCGCUCAAACUCUCCGAAAUGACGCCAAAGUUGAAGCAGACGGAUUCCAAUAUGCAUACGAAACAUCAAACGGAAUCAAAGCCGAAGAACAAGGUCAAUUGAAGACCAUUGGAAAAGAACAAGCUAUCGUCACACAAGGUUCAUUCUCAUGGGUUGCUCCAGAUGGUCAAACAUUCACCUUGAAAUUCGUUGCUGAUGAAAAUGGUUUCCAUCCCGUCGCCGAUCACUUGCCAGUUGCUCCAGCUUCUUCCAAAUAAAUUCUGCAAUUUGAGAAGCAACGCUUUUACAAAAAAAAAACUACAAUAGAAAACCCAAAUAACAUGGGAUCAAUUUGUGGUAAUAUCAUGAUUGAUUUCAUUGCGAUAAAUCCAUCCAAAAAUAAAAAAUAAAAAACAAUAUUGAAUUUAUAAAUAAUAGUUUUUUUCUUGCA
Molecule: messenger RNA, 620 nt
Organism: Contarinia nasturtii (swede midge)
Lineage: Eukaryota; Metazoa; Arthropoda; Insecta; Diptera; Cecidomyiidae
Product: larval cuticle protein 65Ag1-like
Exons: 2
Coding region: 94-447 (117 amino acids)
Cellular component (GO): chitin-based extracellular matrix
Molecular function (GO): structural constituent of chitin-based larval cuticle
Source: RefSeq, a predicted model, not a curated record